AUCGCAGGCAGGCUCUGUUGUUGUUAUUGUCUCCUCCUCCGAAAGAGAGAAAGAAUAAGAUCAUAUCGUAGAGACUAGAGAGAUAAAGAGCGAAAAAUGUCCGGUGCUGCGGCUAUUCAUGCGAGUUCAUGGGCGGCGGCUCUGGUGAGAAUCUCUCCGUACACUUUCUCCGCCAUCGGAAUCGCCAUCUCCAUCGGCGUCUCCGUUCUUGGUGCUGCCUGGGGAAUUUACAUAACCGGAAGUAGUUUGAUCGGUGCCGCCAUUGAAGCUCCUCGUAUCACUUCCAAGAAUCUCAUCAGUGUAAUUUUCUGUGAAGCCGUGGCUAUAUACGGCGUUAUUGUUGCUAUCAUACUGCAAACCAAGUUGGAGAGUGUGCCAUCAUCGAAGAUGUAUGACCCUGAGUCUCUUAGAGCUGGAUAUGCAAUCUUUGCUUCUGGAAUCAUUGUUGGAUUCGCAAACCUUGUAUGCGGGUUAUGUGUAGGAAUCAUUGGAAGCAGUUGUGCGUUGUCUGAUGCUCAGAACUCGACGCUCUUUGUUAAGAUUCUUGUGAUUGAGAUCUUUGGGAGUGCUCUCGGGUUAUUUGGAGUUAUCGUUGGGAUCAUUAUGUCAGCUCAAGCUACAUGGCCUACAAAAUAGGUAUUUUAUGGACCUGUACUCUGUACUUUUUAAUAUCUAUCUUUCAAAUCCUAGAAGAAUUACACAUCUUUGUUUAUCUUCUUGGCUGUUAUAUCACUUGUGUAGAAGAAAAUCAUGUUUCUCUUUGAAUCCCUAUUUUUGGUAUUGUUCAAACUUGGGAAUAAGUCACUUGGAGAAACCUCUUCAUGUUUGUAUUCUUUGGUUCUUUUGUGACAAAUGAUAUGAGUUUGUAUAUGUUUUCAUGUUAAGCAUUGAAGAAUGAAAUUAAACUCUUCAGGCUU
Camelina sativa (false flax) is the source of this 917-nucleotide messenger RNA. RefSeq names its product V-type proton ATPase subunit c''2. Gene Ontology annotation, biological process: proton transmembrane transport. Gene Ontology annotation, molecular function: proton-transporting ATPase activity, rotational mechanism. The record is from RefSeq and is a predicted model, not a curated record. Gene Ontology annotation, cellular component: proton-transporting V-type ATPase, V0 domain. Lineage: Eukaryota; Viridiplantae; Streptophyta; Magnoliopsida; Brassicales; Brassicaceae.